AUGGGGAGGGACUAAAGAAGGGAUCGGUUUCGUGGGGAGCCUUUGGUAGUUAACACCCGGGACCUGCCCCAGCUCAGACUCUCAUUCCUCAGAAUAGCCGGCUCCAGUCCCAGCCAUGCUCGCCACCGCGGGCUCCCUGGUGGCCGCCUUCUGGGCAGCGCUCCAUCUCCGGACUCUGCUGCUGGCUGCCUUCACCUUCCUGUUCCUGGCUGACUAUCUCAAAAACCGGCGCCCCAAGAACUACCCGCCGGGCCCGAGGGGUCUGCCCUUCGUGGGCUGCAUAUUCCAGUUGGACUUUGAGAAGCCCCACCUAUCAAUACAGCCGUUUGUGAAGAAAUAUGGCAACAUUUUUAGCCUGAAUCUUGGUGACAUUACUUCCGUGGUCAUAACUGGACUGCCCUUAAUCAAAGAAGUCUUUACUCACAUGGAACAAAACAUUUUGAACCGCCCUGUCACUCUUAUCCGAGAGCGUAUCUCUAAUAACAAUGGGUUGGUCUUCUCCAGUGGCCAGACAUGGAAGGAACAAAGAAGGUUCGCCCUGAUGACACUGAGGAACUUUGGACUGGGAAAGAAGAGCUUAGAACAGCGCAUGCAGGAGGAGGCCCAACACCUUGUGGAGGCCAUAGAGGAGGAGAGAGGACAGCCUUUCAACCCUCAUUUUAAUAUCAACAAUGCAGUUUCCAAUGUCAUUUGCUCUGUUACCUUUGGGGAGCGCUUUGAGUACCAGGACAGUCAAUUCCAAGAGAUGCUGAGGCUGCUGGAUGAGGCCACAUGUUUGGAGACAUCAAUUGGGUGCCAGCUCUACAACAUUUUUCCAUGGAUAAUGAAAUAUCUUCCUGGAUCACACCAAACAGUUUUCAGAAACUGGGGAAAACUGAAAUUGUUUGUUUCUGAUAUUAUUGACAAUCACCGCAAAGACUGGGACCCAGAUGAGCCGAGAGACUACAUUGAUGCUUUCCUCAAGGAAAUGACAAAGUACCCAGACAAGACUACAAGUUUCAAUGAAGAAAACCUCAUCUGCAGCACUCUGGACCUCUUUUUUGCUGGAACAGAGACAACAUCCACAACCCUGCGCUGGGCUCUGCUCUACAUGGCCCUCUACCCAGAAGUCCAAGAAAAAGUGCAGGCUGAGAUUGACAGAGUGAUCGGCCAGAAGAGACAGGCAAGCCUGACCGACCGAGAGUCCAUGCCCUAUACCAAUGCCGUCCUCCAUGAGGUGCAGAGGAUGGGCAACAUUGUCCCCUUGAAUGUUCCCAGGGAAGUGGCAAUGGACACCAAUUUGCAUGGAUUCCACUUGCCAAAGGGUACCAUGCUUCUAACCAACCUAACUGCACUACACAGGGACCCCAAAGAGUGGGCCACCCCAGAAACCUUCAAUCCAGAGCACUUUUUGGAGAACGGGCAAUUUAAGAAGAGAGAGUCCUUUCUGCCAUUCUCAAUGGGAAAGAGAGUUUGCUUGGGAGAACAACUGGCCAGGUCUGAGCUGUUCAUAUUCUUUACUGCUCUCAUACAAAAGUUUACCUUCCAGCCGCCCAUCAAUGAGAAGCUGAGCCUGAAGUUCAGAAUGGGCCUGACCAUUUCCCCAGUCAGUCACCGCCUCUGUGCUAUCCCCAGACUGUGAUGCUGGUGAAGGAAAGAGAAAAGAGUACAGAGAGAGAUGGUGUAUGCCCUGACGCUGCUGGACUUUGCUCACAUGAGAGGAGAGCAAUGUCAAAGAAUGAAGGUGAUUCAAGAAAUAUUGAAGAAAUUGGACUAAGAAAAUUGAAUUAAAUUUCUGGACUGUUGACCCCUAGUUUGGUGGUGGGCAAAUCAUUUAUGAGCUCAAUGGCAUAUCUUUUUAUCUAAAAGUUGCAAGGAGAAUGAUGAUUCCUCUCAUAAAGAGAAUUACUGAAAAUGAAUUGCUGAAUUAAAAAUGCUAAGUGCAUCACGA
Peromyscus maniculatus bairdii (prairie deer mouse) is the source of this 1930-nucleotide messenger RNA. Its product is annotated as cytochrome P450 2J4. Gene Ontology annotation, biological process: xenobiotic metabolic process. Gene Ontology annotation, molecular function: heme binding; oxidoreductase activity, acting on paired donors, with incorporation or reduction of molecular oxygen, reduced flavin or flavoprotein as one donor, and incorporation of one atom of oxygen; iron ion binding. NCBI's taxonomy places the organism in Eukaryota, Metazoa, Chordata, Mammalia, Rodentia, Cricetidae. The record is from RefSeq and is a predicted model, not a curated record. Gene Ontology annotation, cellular component: cytoplasm; intracellular membrane-bounded organelle.